This is a messenger RNA of Monascus purpureus, 429 nucleotides long. NCBI's taxonomy places the organism in Eukaryota, Fungi, Ascomycota, Eurotiomycetes, Eurotiales, Aspergillaceae. The record is from the annotation of a GenBank genome assembly.
AUGUCUCGUUCAUAUCCAAAACCACUUAAACCCGGCUCCUGCACGCUCCGUCUUGCUCUCCUUCCCUCCCUAUCUCCGUCCCAGAAAACGGCUCUCGUCUCCUCAAUCUCAACAGACAUAGCGGCCACCUUCAUCUACAUCGCCAAAGCUGCCGAAACGGGCCUGCUCGAUUCUGAGAACACCGAGUCCCUCGAUACGGUCAUCCGCAUGAUCAAAGAUACUGCCAUUUCGAGGAGAGAGAGGCUCGAGGAGAAAGUCGCCAGUUAUCAACGUCGACUAAGGAGGUAUCGCCGAAAGUACAAGCGGCGCAUGCGUUGGGUAAGGAUGGAGUUCAGGAAUGUCGUGAGUAGGGCGGAUCUGGCGCUGAAGAGUCGGACGAGUGUGGGUGUGAGCGGGAGCAAGCGGCGUGGGUCCACAGGGGAGUUGUGA